UCUUUUAAAUUGUUGAAUAUAUGUUACGGGUGUGACGUCUCUUCUUCGGCGUUGCGUUCACCGGAUUUGGCGGAACCGCUCGGUUUUUUCACGCGUCCUCAGCUCUGUCAGGAUGAAGUAGUUUCCGGGCGACGGACUACCAGCAGUAAACAUGGCGGAGGAACUGCUGGAAGCAGUGGAUAGACUCCAGUCGCGGCUCCUGGAGAAUCCGGAGCCUCGAAAGCUUCUGAAGACUUUGAAAAGACUGGGGGAGCUUCCCAUGACUGUGGAAAUACUGGUGGAAACCGGAGUCGGGAAGACUGUCAAUUCUUUUAGGAAGCAUCAGCUGGGUGGAGAGAUGGCGAAAGGCCUCGUGGCCAAAUGGAAGAAGCUGGUUCCUCAGUCAGACAGAGCCACCAACGUCAAAGAGCCACCGAGGUCACACACGCACUCUCGAGGCCCGGAGGCGGGUGGGGGGGUCGGAGGAGGAGGCCACAGACGCACCCGGGAGCCGUCCCCUGAGGAGGAGCCCUUCCAUGAGGAAGAGGAGGAAUUGGAAGUAGAGAGAGGCUAUCACACAAACUACUCGCCCUCACCCCCUCGGAACCAGCACUACAGCCCUCCGCGGCGAGGAGGCUACCAGUCGGAUGAGUACGAGAGCCCCGAGCCCGAGCCCGAGCACGAACCCGAACCCGAGCCCGAGCCCAGUCCUCCUCCUCCUCCUCCUCCUCCUCUUCGCAAAGAGGUCCGCCUCGCCAAACCAAGCAAAGAAACCAACAAAAACCACCACCACGGUUCCCACGGCGAAAGAAACAGAGACGAGGAGCGCCGGCAACGCCAUACACAGACAAGUAGCGCUCGGAGAGGAGAAGGAGGAGCAGCAGGAGGAGGAGGAGCGAGAGAAGACGGCGAAGGAAAGAACCGCAGCACAGACAAAGAGAGUCCAGUGACAAAGUCUGCAAAGCACAGCAGGAAGUCCACCACGCAUGAGAGUAAGAGGGAGGAGAAGAAGAAAGGAGGAGACGACGGGCAACCGCGGGCGCCGAAGGACUCGCAGCCCGAGGAAGAGGAGGAAGACUUUGACACUCCCACCAUGUCCUUUGAGUCCUUCCUCACAUAUGACGCCCCAACACCCGUCAAGAAGAAGAAGAAGCAGCCGCCAUCGUCCGCCUCCACGGCGUCCUCACGUCGUUCACGCACCCCUCCGCCUGCCCCCUCCUCAUCUUCCUCCUCCGCCAAGGGGAGCAAAGCCAACGGCACGCAGAGCACCAAGAGGCCGCAUUCAGGCUCCGCUUCUGCCACAGCGGAAAAACGCAAGCGGGUGGUUGAGGUCAUUGCAACUCUUCCUGAAAUCCAUCUGCCAGCGAUCCAACCCAAUUACAGACCUCUGCCCUCCAUCGACGUAACGCCGCUGUCUCCUCAGAGACGGAAAGUUCCUGUGUGCAACGACGAGGAGGACUCCGGCUUCACGGGGAAGCGGUUUAACUCCAAGAUGAUGGUCUACUCCGGAUCGAAGACCGCUUACCUGCCCAAGAUGAUGACUCUGUACGAGCAGUGCAUCCGUGUGCUGCAGAACAACAUCGACUCCAUCACCGAGGUCGGAGGAGUGCCGUUCGAUAUCAUGGAGCCGGUGCUGGAGCGCUGCACACCGGAGCAGCUGUUCCGCAUCGAGCAGAACAACCAGUGGUUUACAGAGGAAUCCGGCGAGCUGUGGAUGCGGCAUUGUAAGCGGGACUUCAAGCGAGAGUCUCCUCAAGAGUACGAGUCGUGGAGGGAGAUGUAUCUGAGGCUGCACGACGAGCGCAAGGAGCGACUGAAGAUGUUGACCCAGAACAUCCACUCCUCCCAAGCCAACAAGCCCAAAGGGCGCCAGGUCAAGAUGGCGUUUGUAAAUUCCGUCGCCAAGCCGCCGCGAGACGUCCGCCGCCGACAGGAGAAGUUCGGCACCAUCAGCGGCUCGUCAGCCAGCUCCACUGCCGCAGCAGCUCCCUUCAAAAUAAGACCAGCUACCACAGACUACUCUGGUGAAUCGAGUCGCUCCUUUUCCCCCCAACUGAACCCGUCUCCCGGCUCGUCUCGCUCCUCCGCACCAGGUGGCAGCAGCAGCAGCAGCAGCAGCAGUGGUGGUGGUGGUGCAGCAGGCGUUGGAGGUCCUGCAGCCCGGGACAAACCACAGGUCAAAAAAAUCGCCCCAAUGAUGGCCAAAACUAUCAAAGCUUUCAAGAACAGAUUCUCCCGCCGAUAGUGUGAAAGAGACUGAAAUGUAUUUUAUGGAUUCCAACUGUGUUUUUAAUUUAAGUUUUUAGCAAAAUUUGACUGGAGACCCCUGCACACACACACACACACACACACACACACCAUCAACUUUUCCACCAGACAUAUCCUAUGAACUUUUCAGUAUUGGUGGAAAAAUGUAGAUUUUUGUUUCUGUUUUGGGGGGAAUGAGUAUUUAAACGACGGUCAUUUGGUAUGACAUCUGUGUUAAGAAAAUUUACAUUUUACGAGACUCAAAGGACACACACAGCUGCAAAUACACAGUCUGUUACUUUCUCCUCUUUUAAAGCAGACAUGUUAUACUUUCAGAGAGUUGGACAAGAAAGCCACCGUCACCUCUGUAAGCUAAACAUGUAGCAUGACCUAGUUAGCUUAGCAUAGCAUAAAGAACGUUAACGGGGGGGAACGGCUUGUUAAGAUCUUUUUAAAUCCCAUUAAGAUGUUCCAUCUUGUUUGCUUAAACCGUACAAAAACGGUGUUACAAUCCAAUGUUUUUAUUGGGGGGGGGGUGGAACAAGCUAGCUUUUGGCUUGGCCCAGUUUUACAAAAGCAAAACUACAUUGUUUUGUUCCUAUUAUGUAACUAAGACUGAAAGUGUUAAUCAGUGAGCUUUAGAUGUGGUGGUUGUUGGAUUUGGGUACAAUGCUGGUCAUUUUCAAGUUGUUAUGCUAAGUUAACCAGCUCCUGGCUGUUGCUUCAUAUUUAGUGUACCGACAUGAGAGUGGUGUCUAUCUUCUCCUCUGACUCUAAUGAGCAUACCUCUCGAACAUCACUAUCAGACAUUUUGUUCAUGGGACAGAGACAUUACUGAUUUUCAACUUGUAUUGAAAAAUUAGUUGUUUGUUACUUUUUACUUACGAGCAACUGAUACACUACACAAGGAAAACCUCCUUUCCCUUUUGAUUUAAUGUCCAGCGUGGUGCACGUCAGCCGAGAAUCAACUGGCUGGCUAGACUUUGCUUUUAAAAAACAAUCAAACAUGCAUAUCUAGACAUGAAUCUUUUUAACAUGCUCUGAAAAGGAUAUCCGUAAACAGACAUACAAACUCUUUUUAGACUUAUUUUAACUCUCCUGUUGCUUCAGAUUAUUUUUUUCCUGCUGUUUAAUGUGUGUGUGUGUGUGUCUCUGCUUUACUGUGAGUGAAUGCUGAAGAGAAAAAAGGAACUAGGAAAUACAACAAUAAGGAAGGAAGUCAAUAGGACGUCUGCAGUUUCAGUCUACAACAAGGAUGAGAUGUAUUUAUUUUCAACAUUGGGACCUGGCACCCCACAAUACGGGCCCCAAUUGAAGUAGAUUAAAAAUUGUAAUUUUAUUAGAUUUUAAUAAAUGUUAUAUGGUCAUUUUUAUUAAAAUUGACUUUUUGCCCUUAAAGAUCGUGUGAACGAAUCUUUUUUUUUUGUGUGUGUUUUAUCAAACAUCCUUGAACAAGGAGCAUCACUUUGUGAGAACUUUUCUUCUCUAAAUAAUGGAACAGAUUAAAAAGUCUGCAGAGAAGGUUGUGAAGUGA
Gasterosteus aculeatus aculeatus (three-spined stickleback) is the source of this 3760-nucleotide messenger RNA. RefSeq names its product elongin A (gene eloa). NCBI's taxonomy places the organism in Eukaryota, Metazoa, Chordata, Actinopteri, Perciformes, Gasterosteidae. Gene Ontology annotation, molecular function: protein binding. Gene Ontology annotation, cellular component: elongin complex; nucleus. Gene Ontology annotation, biological process: transcription elongation by RNA polymerase II. The record is from RefSeq and is a predicted model, not a curated record.